AUGCUACAACUGUGGUGGCCUCGACCACCACGCUAAAGAAUGUAGUCUACCUCCACAGCCAAAGAAGUGCCAUUACUGUCAGAGCAUCAUGCACAUGGUGGCUAACUGCCCUCAUAAACAGCCUUCCACUUCUGCUUUCCCGAGAGAAGGGGGAGGAAUGCACGGCUACUCAUCUCCAUCGUACUCUCAGGAGGGCAGGUCGGAGACCUCGGACCGCUCAGGCAGGUCACCACAGGAAGCUUCGUCGAUUAAGUUGUCUGCAUCGCCCGAAGAACCGAGCAGAAAGGGGCCUUCCGUUCAGAAAAGGAAAAAAACUUAAAGCAUUUGUCAUAACUUUCCAUUCUCUUUGUCCUCUUGGGAUGUCUACCUCAUGCAAGUACAGGGGAAAUAAUUUCAUUAUCAGUAGCUGACCUGGAAUUUUAACUACUGUUGAGGAACUGUGAAUUUUUUUUCUUUGAUAGACAAAUCACUCCAAGCAAAACACAUUUGAGCAGGGUGCAUUACUUUUUACCUUCUGUAUGUGUGUGUAUGAGUGUGCACGCGCGUGUGUGUAUAUGUAUGUAUCUAUAAAUAUAUAUUUUUUUCCAUCAGACCACUGUCCACCUCCCACGAGACAUUACUGUGAAGCAAUAGGCACAGUAUCCACAAAUGUUCCUGAACUCAUUCCUAGAACCUAUUUCCAAACAUGUUCAAAAAAACAAACAAGAAAACCCAAGAA
Messenger RNA from Pterocles gutturalis (yellow-throated sandgrouse), 718 nucleotides. Its product is annotated as protein lin-28 homolog B-like. The transcript has 2 exons. The annotation marks the transcript as partial. The record is from RefSeq and is a predicted model, not a curated record. Lineage: Eukaryota; Metazoa; Chordata; Aves; Pterocliformes; Pteroclidae. Gene Ontology annotation, molecular function: zinc ion binding; nucleic acid binding.